UACCCUACACGGAUUUGGUCGAAAACUUUACUUAAACUGGAGUUUUGGGGAGCAGCCAACAGAGAGAACAUUGGAAAUGGAUUAAAACCGAUAUGUUGAAUGAGUGGUGGACAGGACAGCGUUGAUUUGGGAGUCAGCUGGUGGACGCGCCGUGUAACACCACCUUGGAGCCACUAAGUCAUGUCCGCCGGCAGUACUGGCAGUCUGAAACGCAGCUCAGGGCCUGGCAGCAACAGGUAUGGACCCAGCCGGAGCAGCAGCAGCCAGAGAUCGUCGUAUGAGGAGCGCUGUGUGGACCCAGUUGAAGACUUGCCGUACACCCCAGAGCCAAAGUCAAUCCACAAAGCUCACCUGAAAGAUGCAAAUGGAAAGGAGUCUGAGACCAUUGGCUUCAUUCCCGGUUCAGCUGACCCUUCCUCCUCGGCACAAACCUGUAAUCCCUGUGCUUCUCCAAAGAACUGCAGGACCUUUAUCUGCAGCGUGCUGACGUGCGGCCUCUACAGGGUCUGCCAGCGUUCAGUCCUCGCUCCGUGCCUGGCACCAAAGGAGAGCUCCCCAGAUGAACCGGAGAAGGUGAGUCUCCAAGCUGUGAACCAGGGAGACAACAAAGAAGAGGACGGCACAGACUGGCUAGGGGACGUCCGCAUCGGCGGAGUCAUAGUGGACAGUCCAAGAGAGUAUUUGGAGGUUGAAAGCAAAUAUGUGCAUUUGCCCAGCAUUCAAACACAGCCCAGCCAUCUGUCCCUGCAGGAGUCCAUGAAGUUUGAUGACUGGGAGGAUGGUGACGAGAACGUGGACUCUCUGAUUACCAAGAAGCUCCUCGAGCUCUACUCUGAAUAUCAGAUCGAAGAGUUGGCCAGGUGCACCACGGACUCUGUGUUCCUGAAGAAGAGCAGGGCCAUCAACCAGCUCAUCAACUCGUUGGCAGAGGAGCACAAAAUGGACGAGCAGGAGGCAGAGUGUCGGCUGGUGCGCGGUAUCAUCCGCAUCAGCACGCGAAAGAGCACGAAGAGGAGGCCGCGCACCCCCAGGACCGAGAGGACGAUGUCGGACAGCGGCAAUGAGACGAUGAGGGAGAGCGAUUCAUUUACGUUCAGCAACAACAAUGACUACAAAUCAAAUCCAAACAUCCAAAUAUCUGAACUGACCUCCUCCGACAAGUGUGCCAGAGACAUGUGGAGGAACAAUGGAGGACACACUUCUAGUUCACCAACAGCCUACUCGCCCUCCAACACCGAGACCAAUUCUUCAGGCGUCCCACUAAUUCGCACCUCAGUGAGAACAUGAUUCGCGCUCCGUGCCGACGAUCUACACUUGAAUUUUGUCAUGCCGCGUCCACAAGGUCACAUACGAGACGUUGAAAGGGGACACCACUUGCACAGGAGUCUCUGGCUCAGCCAAAGCUCUUUUGUAGAGACCAAGGUUUUGCUGUGUGGGGGUAAAAAAUGUGAAAAGUCACAUUGUCUGAAGGACUCCAGUGAACUCAGGGCUCUGUGUGUAGAUAUUUAUGGUUUGAUAAAUAUUCUGUGUAUAUUUGAAGGAUUGCAGAUAUCACCAGUAGCUCUUGAUGAUUCUUAAAUAUUGUAUCAUGAUUAACCGUCCCCCUUGUCCUUGAAGGAGAACUAAGUUAUCUGCAUGAAACCUGACCCUCAUUUUUGAUGGUUGGAUUAUUGUAGUGUUGUUGUGCAAAGGACAUUUGGGUUUUAAUUUUAAACUAUUUUAAGCUAUCACUUUUGCAGUUUGUGAUCUAUGAUUAGUUAUCUGAAAUGGUAGUUUUGAUCAUUUGACAGAUUUCCAGUUGAUGAAAAAGGCUCUUGAGGACAAUAGUGUGAAAUAAUGAAGAAGAACAGUUUAGUUUUAUAUGGAGGUUCAAAGACGUUUAAAUGAUGAACUUGGUUGGUUGGACAUUUUAUGUUUCUUACAUUUUUAUGUGACUCACAUCUCCGAUUCAACAAGAGAUUUAUAUAGAACCAAUGAAGUGAAAUAAAAUGGCAAUUCAGGUUGACUAUCAGGCCAGGUUUUAAGUCUUUAAAUGUGACAAAACCACCAAGUUCUCGCUUGUCCUUGGAAAGUUUUACCAGGAAAAGAAAUCUUAACGUCAGGUCCAAUUACUAGCUUUUUGCUUGGAGCUUCAUCUCACAACCUUCCUCAGUGGAAUGAAGAUAUGUUUUAACAUCUUCUAAUCUAGAUAUAACUAUUAUUACAUUGUAUAUUACACAUACAUACUGUUUAUAAUAUAGUUAGCCCACAUGGACUUAUAAAACAUUGAUAUUGCAUUGGUUAAACAUUUUUUAAACAGUAACAUUUUAACUUUUGCCAUAUAAAAUGAAAAUGAAAACAAAGAACUUAACAUUUCUGUCCCAAGCUGUACAAAUAAAAUCUGGUUCUCUUCCUUAAAAACAGUUCCAGUUUGUAACCGUCUAUCUAGGUAUGAAGGACAUUUUACAAUAAAGUGUAGCUUUUAAAUGAUCAUAUAAUGAGCCAUAAAACAUGAUGUGGAUUUUGUCUUCAGUGUUAUUUAAAUCACAUAACAAACAAAGGGAUACCAUUACACUUGUCUAUUACUAGUAUGUACCUGAACAUAACUGUUCACUCAGAGAUCUUGAACUUUUCAUUCAAUUCUGCAUCUCAUCAUCUACUGUAAUAAUUAUGAUAGCAUGUGUUCUUCUGGUGAGGAAGACUGAGAGAUAGGGUUUAAAGCUCCCAAAAAAAGCUAAGGAUUUUCUUCUCUUUUGCGACUUGUAUGAUUUAGGUGUCAUACAAUGUGGAAAAAGCAGACCACUGCUGUCAUAACAUGAAGUUAACAGAUGUUGGAAUUCAUUCUGUGGCCAUGUAAUACUCUUAUCUGUAACUCAAAUUUACAUUGUAAAUAUUCUAUUGAAGAUGAUUUAUUGUAGCUAGAUGAGCAGUGUAAUAUAUUGUAAAUCACUUGUUAGUGAUGUUAUCACGUGCCGACUCAUGAAGUUAAUGUCUGUUUUCUUUCCAAAAUGUUGGCUGUAUUUGCUCCUGGUGGGAAUUUUGCCAGCUGACUCAGUGGAAUUCAUUCAGCUCUGUUCUCUUAUCAACACUAGCUUAUGGUUACUGUAGGUUGUGGAGCCUAUUGUAGUUAGUUAAUACACUCAGGUAGCUUAAUGUACAAUGUGACUGUCCAGAUGACCUUCGUUGUUUGUUCUUGUUACCCGUGAUCCAACCUCUUGUGCCUUUAUGUAAUGCACAGUAUAUUGUUUUUUAAUGCAAUGAAUGAACUAUUUUCUGUCUUGAGGUGAAUACUAUGAGAUACUCUAAUAAACAUAACACCGUGGUUUCAGUUUAGUGUGUCAGGAAUUUGGUUUCAACACCGGGGUGUAAUGGAAUGAAAUGGUGUGAAACUUGUUGUUCUGGUUUAGACUAAGAAGAAAAAACAAAACAAACAAAAACACAACAAUUUAGGAAGUAAUGAAUGUGUCUGUAUUUCUUAUUUCACUGAACUGGUCGAAUUGUCUGAUUAUUACAUCAUUAUGUGUUCAUUUACGUUUCCCUAAAAAUCAAGGUACAAUUCUUGGGUCUUGCAUCAAUAAAUUUAUGGUACUUUAUAUUUUCAGCAAAGUGUGUUGGCAGAUACAGUAACCCGUCUUUAAAAAGUUAUCUCAAUGUAAAAAAUCAUGAAUAAAGUACAACAAAAGAGGUAUUGUUUGGCUUUUUUUCUUGCUUUUCCUACUUAUGGCCACAUGAGGGAGCCACAAUUCCAAUAUUUUAAAGGUCUGGCCUUGCUGCUGCUUCCUCCUU
Scomber japonicus (chub mackerel) is the source of this 3765-nucleotide messenger RNA. RefSeq names its product keratinocyte differentiation factor 1b (gene kdf1b). Gene Ontology annotation, biological process: keratinocyte development; regulation of epidermal cell division. NCBI's taxonomy places the organism in Eukaryota, Metazoa, Chordata, Actinopteri, Scombriformes, Scombridae. The coding region runs from base 181 to 1287 and encodes 368 amino acids. The transcript has 4 exons. The record is from RefSeq and is a predicted model, not a curated record. Gene Ontology annotation, cellular component: cell junction.